UCCUUAAAGCGGAAGCAGUCUUUGAAAGCAGGGUGAUGGCCAGCGAAAACGAGCCUGCCAAACUCCUUCUACCCUACCUUCAACGCGCCGAUGAGUUGCAGAAACACGAACCCCUCGUCGCCUACUACUGUCGAUUAUAUGCGAUGGAAAGAGGGCUGAAAAUUCCUCAAGGCGAGCGUACCAAGACCACCAACUCCCUCCUCAUUUCCCUCAUGAAACAGCUAGAAAAGGAUAAGAAGGCAUUGAACUUGGGGCCUGACGACCACUUGCACUUGGAAGGAUUUGCCUCAAAUGUUUUUGCAAGAGCAGACAAGCAGGAUCGAGCUGGACGAGCAGAUUUGAAUACUGCAAAAACCUUCUAUGCUGCAAGCAUUUUCUUUGAGAUUCUUAAUCAGUUUGGUGAACUUCAGCCUGAUCUUGAACAGAAACAGAAGUAUGCAGCAUGGAAAGCAGCUGAUAUUAGGAAAGCUUUGAAAGAGGGAAGGAAACCCCAACCAGGCCCUCCUGUUGAUGAAAAUGAUCUAUCACUACCAUCAAGUACCACAAGUGGUGCAUAUGAUCUUGGGCCUAGCCAAACUGGUCCAUCUUUCAAUCCAGGACCGGAAUCUGAUCCAUCACCUCAAUUUAAUGGUAGUCUGAGCCGCCAGCAUUCCUUAAAUAUUACACCAUCACCUCCCCCUACAAAUAUUACACCAUCACCCCCCCCUACAAAUAUUACACCAUCGCCUCCUCCUACAAGUUUUCCACCAUUGCCUCCAAAUGUUCCACCACCUCCCUCUUACCGUGGUGCUGAUUAUCCUUCCCAUGAUUUUCAUCCACCACCUCCGACUAACAGAUCUGAAAAUUCUAGUUAUCCUCAGCCAUACCACCAUCAACCCUACCCACAAGAACCACAGCAGCAAUUGCCACAAAAUUGUCCUUCUCAUGAAACACCCUCAUCUUAUUCUUAUCCUAAUUUCCAGUCUUACCCAAGCUUCACUGAGAGCAGCCUUCCAGCCGCCCCAUCUCAUUAUCCUUCUUAUUAUCAAGGCUCGGAUGCUUCAUACUCCCCCCAGUCAGCUCCUGUUUCAAGUUAUCCAUCAGCUGCUCAAUACAAUUCAAGCGGCGGAAAUGAGGCCAUUUCAGAGCCUGCACCAACUUCUUCCCAAACAUAUCAAUAUGACAGCAAUUACCAGCCACCAGCGGAGAAAAUUGCUGAGGCACACAAGGCUGCAAGGUUUGCAGUUGGGGCUUUGGCAUUUGAUGAUGUAUCAGUUGCAGUGGACUUCCUUAAAAAAUCCCUUGAAUUGCUGACAAAACCAUCUGCAGACCAGUAAGUUUGUUACAUUUGAGCGGGUCCUGAUUCUGUUUGUUAUUUUUAUUUGUUUUGGGUUUUGCUUUGUAAAGGUAAUCAUAAUAUUGCAUAAAUCACAAUACAGUUUCCCAUGUUGACACAUUUAUGUGAAUGAAAGUUACUGAUAUUUGCCUUUAAACUCUUA
This is a messenger RNA of Vitis riparia (riverbank grape), 1478 nucleotides long. RefSeq names its product protein HOMOLOG OF MAMMALIAN LYST-INTERACTING PROTEIN 5-like. The record is from RefSeq and is a predicted model, not a curated record. The transcript has 6 exons. Gene Ontology annotation, biological process: late endosome to vacuole transport via multivesicular body sorting pathway. Bases 36 to 1316 code for a protein of 426 amino acids. NCBI's taxonomy places the organism in Eukaryota, Viridiplantae, Streptophyta, Magnoliopsida, Vitales, Vitaceae. Gene Ontology annotation, cellular component: multivesicular body.